CGUGGGGACCAGUUUCCCCUUCACAGUUGAAAGUUAAAACAAUAGUGUCACUACAGUAAAUCACACAUACGCAGGACAGUGCAGGGAGAAGACACAGCUGCAGACGUAGAUUAGAGCUGAGGUUAGAAGUAGAAGUUACUGUAUUUGACCACAAGUUUGUUAAGAUGUCAGAGGGAGUCUAUGAAAAUUCAAAUGGAUUUAAAGACGAUGAGGCUGAUGCAAUGAAGAACACAGACAUGGAUGGUCAAUUAUAUGCCAACGUAAGAGCCUUCAAACUCAGUCCAAGAGAUGGAGUUGUUGCUUCAGUACAUGUUCAGUGGUGGAAGAGACCCUCUGGAGUUGCUGCAGUGUGUCUGGGGCUGCUGUGUGUUCUCCUAUUGGCUGGGAUCAUAGGCCUGGCUGUCUACUAUGGAGUCAGUAGUCAUCGUGACUCAACAGAGCGAGACCUGCUACAGGCCAGUUACAGCCUUCUGACUAAUGAGAGAGACCAGCUGCAGACCAGUUACAACAACAUGACUGAAGAAAAAUACCACCUACAGACCAGUUACAACAGCAUGACUGAAGAGAGAGACCAGCUACAGACCAGUUACAGCCUUCUGACUAACAAGAGAGACCAGCUGCAGACCAGUUACAACAAAAUGACUGAAGAAAAAGACCAGCUACAGACCAGUUACAACAACCUGACUGAAGAGAGAGACCAGCUACAGACCAGUUACAACAACCUGACUGAAGAGAGAGACCAGCUACAGACCAGGGUUAGGUUAUCUGAGGAACCCUGUCUAGCUGAAUGGUGGAAGUUUGGCACCAGCUGUUAUUAUGUCUCCUCCAAGAUGAACACAGCUGGGGCCGGUCAGAAGGAGUGCAGAACAAUGGGAGGAGAGUUGGUUGUUAUAAACAGCAGAGAAGAACAGAUAUUCAUUAACGGAUUUAAGAAGAAUGUCUGGAUUGGUAUUUAUAAAAAAGACGGAAUCUGGCAGUGGGUUGACAGCACACCAUUUACAACUACGUAUUGGAUGGAAGGGGAACCUAAUAACUUGAAUGACAAGGGGGUUUGUGUUGAGAUCUCACAGACAGCAACAGACCCACUGAAGAGUUGGAAGGCCGGACCAUGUGUUCCAAAACACUGGGUCUGUGAGAAACCAAUCACAACAUAAUUAUUGGUCAUCCCUGUGAUAGGUUUAAGAUGCUUUUGUCUCUCUCUUUCUCUCUUUCUAGUUGUUUACUGGUGAUGUCCAGUAGUUAUCAUGUUGAUAAUCAUGCUGAAUGGUUAAGUGAUGAUGUCUAGUAGUUAUCAUGUUGAUGAUCAUACUGAAUGGUUAAGUGAUGAUGUCUAGUA
Messenger RNA from Oncorhynchus mykiss (rainbow trout), 1336 nucleotides. The record is from RefSeq and is a predicted model, not a curated record. Lineage: Eukaryota; Metazoa; Chordata; Actinopteri; Salmoniformes; Salmonidae.